Messenger RNA from Rhopilema esculentum, 7087 nucleotides. The record is from RefSeq and is a predicted model, not a curated record. NCBI's taxonomy places the organism in Eukaryota, Metazoa, Cnidaria, Scyphozoa, Rhizostomeae, Rhizostomatidae.
AUCUUUGUCACCUGUUUGAUGUCCUCGCUUUGUGCUGAAUGUCAUAUUUUUCAAAGAUGUGCGCGCUAGUUUAUUGUUUACAGUUUCUUCUCUAGUACCCAAAUUUUGAAGAUUUUCUUUCAUUUUAAUCUUAAAUUUGAAUUUGUACACAGCCAAUAAUUUUUUAGGCCUUUUUUCGGCCGGUCGGCAGUCACUUUAUUUUUUACACUUAGGUGUAGAUGUCUGUUUUUGUUAGCAUUGUAGCAACGAAUUUAUUAUCACGUUAGGUUUCAUAUGAGUUGUUACUCGGUGAAACACCAUUCAAAAUGAAUUUAUGAAUAAAAUAUUUCAUUCAAGAUUAAAGAACCAACUGUCGUGCAUCUUUUCAGGGAAGCUAAAGACUAAUUGUUUGUGCUAUCUUUUAAAAUCAGUAGAUAGCCACUCUGUAACAUUAUAGUUGGAAACAGCUAUUUUAUAUUUUUACAUCAAGAAGUUAUUUCAGUUUUGAUUAUCUUAGUUUAGGUCGUGAAUACGCAUUUCUUUUUGCUUAUUUUUAUAAACUUUGAAAGUUGCGGGUCGGACAGUUACAAAUUAUUUGAAAUUUGCUUUUGAUAAUAAGAAAGAAUGACUGUGACUUGUUUUCGCAGUCAAUUUGUUUUGAUGAUAAGAAUAACUUUCUACGAGGCUAUCGCAGAAGACGGGAUUGGGGGUAAAUUAUGAUUAUGAUCUAUACGCCCUAGUGGGGUUACUUGGUCAAAAUGGACAUGAUAUUUUUAUGAAGUUUGUCAAUGGUUGAACAAAAUAACAGUAGACCUCCUUGAAGAGGAUGACAGAAAAGGCAAAUAGCGAAGUAUAGCUUGCAGGUCAACUCACUAAACCUUCAUAUAGUUAUUUGCAUUGAUUGAAUGCACACACGAGUGGUAAAUGCUCAAGUCAAAAUGAUCUUUGAUACCAGGCUGUCCACCCUCGGGUUUUUGUAACUCUAUGUUACAAAAAGCGGCUUACUCGGACAUUUGGUAGUGGAAGCUGAUAGCAUAUCUGACGAUGGAGAGAAGUGUCAGGGACCUAGCAAAUUACAAUCGUGACUACCAACACUUCAUUCAAAAUUUACAAAAAUUUCACGGAAGUAGAGGGUCAGGGUUCAAGAAGGUACCAUUCUUUGGUGGAAAAGAACUAGAUCUGUUGUUAUUGUACAAGACAGUUACUUCGCUUGGUGGUUGUUCAAAGGUGACCGAUGAAAAGAAAUGGAGAGACGUCGCCAAGUGCUUCAAUUUGCCAUCAAGCUGUACUAAUGCCGCAUUUUCCUUACGUCAAUACUACCUAAGAUACUUGGCAUCGUAUGAGAAGCUUAAUUUCUUGGGUGAGGAUGUAGAUGACAACUCGUCCGAUAUUCGACGGGCUAGCAGCUCACUUUUUCUGCAGCAGUCAAGUAUCAACUUUGCACCAACACAUUACCAAGAACCGAUGAAAAAGGUUGAACUCGGACCUUUUGGUGAACCCAAAGUAAACAAUUUCGAUCGUCUCAUGUUCGCACUGGUCAGUGGCUUACCAAACGAGGUGGAUUUUGCCUUGAAUAUUUGCACGCUGUUAUCAAAUGUCACGAAUUCAAUCUUCAAUCUCGCCAAGGCGCCCAAUAUCGUAGAUCUAAUGCUUGCACACGUGGGGAUAUUCUCUGAAGGGGAUACGGCAAUGCGAGAACUAUACAAAGAAUGGUAUCAAGAAUCGGACCGCGAUUUUGAUAAGUUUUGGAAAGAAACAAUAGACGAUAAAACUGUAAAGGAGAUUUUCAAUGGAAUGUGUGGUUGCAAUGCAGCUGCCCCGGCUGAUGACUUAGUAAAUCUAUUCAACCCGAAUACAAGCAAAUUGGCUGAAUCGGUCGAAGCAAAAAGAGUUAAUCAGAUAUGUGUGAUUCUGCAUAAUUUUUCAUAUGAAGAGUUGAACUGCAUGUUCAUUGCUUCACACCUCACUUGUAGAAGAUUUCUCACACUUUGUGCUGGGUCAAAACUGACGUCUUUGCGAAAAACAGCACUCGAUGCACUGGACAACUUAGCUGAUAAGAUUAUUCUGAACAUUAUUCAAGACGAUGAAACUCAAAAAGAGCUCAGAGUCCUACAGAGUUUUCUUUUUUCAAAUGAUCGCCAACGAAAAGUUCGAGCCAUCAGCAUUCUCGCAAAGCUUAGCUCCCAUGAAGAAAAUGAAGAUGUUUUGAGUGAGGCUAUACCUGACUAUUUUUAUGAAGAACUUAUCAGAUGCCUGACAAUACCAGAUAUUCAGCUGAUCCUGAACGCCUUAGAUGCACUGUACUAUUUAUCUGAUUUGGGUGAAGCAACAGCUACUGCGAUAGUAAUGGUUUAUAAAAGCAUAGAUAUUUUGGUAUGUUUGGUGACAGUACACGCAGAAUCGUAUGGCAACAGAGCCAUUACUGGCUUUCGAAUCGUUGAAAACAAGAACUCGUUACACGCCCAAAAGCACGCUGCGCUGCAGCAGAAUCUGCAAAGAAACGUAGCUGUGCAGCAGCUGCAACGGAGCUAUACCCAAAUGCAUCCAGUAGUUCAACAAGCCGGGAUUCCGCAAGUGCGUUCUUCUCCAAAAAGCCAAGUUGUCCCAGCUCUUCUCCCUGUGCGGCAAGAACCUCCAAAACCAGAUGAAAAUGAAGAAGUUGAGCCAGAAAUAUUUGCUGCAAGAUGGAUAAGUGCUUAUUACGAACUUGCUCCAGGCACCGAGAUUCAAAGAUCACAGGUCUUUUCUGAUUACAUCGAAUCUUGCAAGGAAAUCGGUAGAAAAGGAGUUCUUAAUGCUCAAAACUUCUUCAAGAUUCUUGGUCUCGUCAUACCUGCACCAUACUGGCGCCCAAAUGAGGCAAACAGAGACGAUCCAACCAUCACCGGCAUCAAAAGGAGAGCAAACCCCCUUCUCGUAAAAAACAAAGGCUCCAAAACUUCUGCUCGGAUUCCGGAUGUUUCUUCACAGCGUAGAGAACAAUCAAUGCCAAUUCGUCCGAUACCCGUGAUGCCAGGAAGCCCAGCGCUGUUGCUGAAACCCCAAUCAAUUCAAGGUAAUCUACUUCGAGCACAAGAUGGCACUGCCAGUCCUUUACAGGGACAACAGCAGCUCCCUAGGCCCAUUUUGGUGCAAACUUCCCUGCCUUCCAAAGCUCAAAUUCCACCACAGUCAAUGGCACCCGUAACUAGUGCCAACCAGGGAAUACCACUGAGAUUGCUAGAGCAGCACGUCAACUCGCAAGGCCAAGGUAAGGAUCCCCCAUCCAGUGCAACGCCAAAAAGUAAUGCUGGAUCGAGCGACAAAGAUGCUACACCUAGUGUUGCUACAGUACAGCAGUUAACUCCCAGUCAUACUGGAACAGCACAACUACAAGUUCCAGGAAUCGUCCAAUCGGCACCCGGAACCGUCCCACAAGAGACAAGCAACGUUUUAUUGGGAAAUGUAAAUCAAACAUCGCAGAGUCCUUUGUUGUCGAAUCAGGGGGUCGUUACUAACCUGACAGUGGCUGCUAGUCCAGAGUUGAACAGUCAAUCAAGGAACAUCCUUGACAGUAAUAUGAAGCUAAAAUCCCAGCAGAAACUGAGCGCGAAAGAAAAGAAUGAACGAAAGAAGGCAAUGAAAGCAGCAAGAGACAUGAUCAAUGCCGAUAUUCGAGCUUCAAACCUUGAUCCGCUUACUCAAUGCCAGAAUCUUACUGAGCGUAUACAAAAGGAGAUGCAGCAGCAUUUUGUGCAGUUUCAUGUGCAUCAGCAAAGCAUACAAGCGAUACAAGCUCAACUGCAGCAGUUAGUAUUGCAAAACCAGCAGGCCAAACUGCCCCAGAACGUGAUGGAUGAUAUAAACACUCGUGUGCGCAGUCAUCAUGCUCAGAUGCAGGCCCAUUAUCAAAAGCUGCAGCAACUGCAAUUACUUUUACAGCAAGUGAAAAUUAGGCUUACACAAGAACAGAAACUAAAAGACCCUACUGCAGCAGUACCUGAUACCAGUAGCGAAUCGGCGGCUCUGAAUAUGCCAAAGACACCAAAGAGCUCACGAGUACCCAAAAAACCGUCAACCACAAGCAUGCCUGCCAACCUCCCCAACCAGUUGCAAAAUUCACCAGCUGCUUAUGGGUUAACUGCAAUGCAACCUGGGAAUGGUGCACAGUCUCUCGCAGUCGCAGGUAUUCAGCAGAUGCAAUCAUUUGCAAUAGCAGUUAACCAACCAAUGGCAGCCACUGUGAAUAGCAUUUCCUCAACAAGUGGCGCGGAUGUAUCCAAGGGUGUCGCUCCUUCGCAAUUAAAGGCAGCAGAAGAUGGUUCACAAGUAAACCAGGCUAUGCAAGGUGUUGCCACAACUCAAGUAGGACUGUUAGCAGCCAACACGCCAGUGCAAAUACAAACUUCACAGAUACCGGCUCAUAUGGUAAUGACAGGGUCGGCUGCCCUAAAUCCUCAGACAGCAACACCGGUCAAACAAGCAGGGGCUCAGGUUUUACAAAAGUCUGUCGCUAUCACUUACAACACGCCAAUCCUACCCAGGCCGCCCACUUCAGCACCGUCAAAUAUACAGAGUUCAGCAGCACAGAGUUUACCGAAUUCUGGCUUUGGGGGGCAAGCAGUACUGUUUACUAUGCCAAUGGUGGCAGUACCGCCGCAAGGAACACUGCAGUCUACACAAGAGGUAAGGUCUUCACCAACACCCGUCCAGAACACUGCACACCCAAGCAUAACCAAAAGAGACAAUGUUGCUAUGUCAAAUACGACUGUGAUGACGUCAUUAGCGCGAGUAAAUAACGAAAACAUUAUCCUUGGAGAGGAGUCAUCAAUUUCUACGUCAAAGAUAAAUGCAACUAUAACUAACGGGAUUAUGGGGUCGUUAAGUUCUGGGUUAAGUUCAACUCCAUGUACUGUUACAUCUAACGGAACUGCCAGCCCAGAGCUUAAAAACGCUGCGACAUUGGUAAAUGGCCAACGGGAAGGAGCGACUGGUAAGGGCCCUCAGUCUUCUGUACACGAGGUUCAGUUAUCGGAAAGUUAUAAUCCAACGAACGUUAUAGUUAACGGUAAGGUAAAUGGAAUUUCCAAUUUUAAAGAUAAUUCUACGAAAUUUCCAGAUGCAGUUAGUAAAAAUAUGGAUGUUUCUGAAAUUCGGUUUACUGACGACGAUUUGACAAAGAUUGUUAAUGGCGACCGUGAGAGUUCGGUUGGUAAGGGACUUUCAAACUGCACAGAAGAAAGCCACGGGGAUAAUGAGAAAACGAGUCUGAAAAGGAAGCUUGAGGAUAUUCAAAAAGCCGACACAACGAAUACGCGACUGCACGAUAUUGGUAUUGAUAAAAACAAUGAACAUGACAAGUUGGAUGAUUUUUUAUACAGUAAGUACGACUCAGUAAUAAAAAAUAGCAAAAAACUAAAAUUAAAUGGAGUUUAUGUUAAUAACUGCAAAGAAAACGUUGAUAUUAAAGAAAUGGACACCAAUCAUAGUGAAGAUGUUUCUGAUCAGCCGGGUCAUUUGGAAACUGAUGACGCAUCUAGGAUUCAGCGCCGGGUUAUUGUGGAGGAGACAGGUUCAGGUCAAAGUAGCAAAGAACUGAAAAUUGGCGAUCUAGAACAAAGCGAUACGGAAAAAGCAAUUGCGGAAAUCCCUGAAAAUGAAAAUAUUGCCGGGCAAGAUAAAAAUGUAAAUUGCCUUGAUAGAAAUGUGAACAAUUUGGAAGGUGAAGUUCUCGAAGAUACAAAACGGAAUUCCAAAGAGCAAGUAUCGCAAGAUUUGGGGUCAAAAGGUCAUCAGAGACUGAGCACGUCAGAGGAACAUAGCAAAAGUGACAAGGAGAGACAAGGAGAAAGGAAGUGCCAGUGGUCUGGUUGUAAAGGCUCUUUUGCCACCUCGAAUGACCUGCUUGCACACAUGGUGUUCAGUCACGCCCCUCAAGAAGGUAGCAUGAAGGCCUGCAAAGUAGCUGGGUGUAAACCUGUUCAGAGGCCACGGGGAUCAAUGAUCUGUCAUUUCAACCAAGUUCACUGCAAUACGUCUACCGUUCACGAUGAUGAGCAGGUGACCUUACCACAGUUGCUCUUUCCAAAAGUUGUUGAUAUUGAGAGAGAAGACGAAUCACCGGUUACUCGAACCGUCCGCCUUACUGCAGCGCUUAUACUCCGGAAUAUCGCUCGUAACUCACCGCAUGGGAGAAAGGUAAUUCUGACCUAUGAGACGAGGCUUGUGCCAUCGGCGAUGUCUGCUUCGGAAGCGUCGUCCGCCGUGUCGGCGUGUCUAGAAGAACUAUCAAGAAAGCGAAAAAAACCCUCAGACAGUAACACUGCUGAUGUGGCCAGUUGAUCUAGGAUACGAUUUAGGUUAAUUUAUGCUAAUUUAUGUUAAUUUAUACUUAGCUUUACAAUUAUUUGGUGCUUUCAACCCAAAAGCUUUAUUCAAAUCUUCUGUUUUACUUUCACGUGCGUUGUAGCUUCGUGGUGGGAAAGAACACUCACGUCGAUUUUUUAAAUUUGCAUUUGGGUUUGAGUUCGUUCUCUUUGCUACAGUUUUAUUGGUGUCUUUUAGAAUAAUAUCGUUCGUACUUCACAGCGUCAAGCCAACUUUGGCAAUUGUUUGAAACUUUUUUAAAAAAACUAGCCUACUCUCUAUAUCGUUUUUGGUCGCUACCUGCGAACCUUUUAAAGCAUGUCACGACAUUGCCUGCAAAGUGAUCUUUGCAAAAUGGAUAUAUUUUAUUUUUAGUAUGUAAACGGAAAACAGUGGAAGAUCUGCCUGUGCAUAAACACAUCUACCGUUACAUGUUUAGACUUACAAAAUCUACAAUUCAAAGAGCUUGUCUCUAUAUUUAAAGAUACUAUUUUUGUGUUAUUCUAGAAGAAACCUUGAAUACAAGGCUUCCUUUGUACCGAAGUUCCAGUAAAAAGUGAAAUGUUUUCAAAGUUUGUGGCCUACGCCUAGUUCCCUUUCACCCCCAUUACACUUUUAAAUUAGUUACUCGUAGACAGGUUUGUUGACAUCUGUAAAAAGAGACUUAAAGACGUAUAUAAGAAUUGCAGAAAGCUUUCUUCUUGCGAUGAGUAAUGCCAACUUAUUGCCACGUUUAUGAGAUUCGAGAUGGAUUUUAAAUGCA